Molecule: messenger RNA, 3044 nt
Organism: Perca flavescens (yellow perch)
Lineage: Eukaryota; Metazoa; Chordata; Actinopteri; Perciformes; Percidae
Gene: egflam
Product: EGF-like, fibronectin type III and laminin G domains
Exons: 23
Coding region: 30-2981 (983 amino acids)
Molecular function (GO): calcium ion binding; protein binding
Source: RefSeq, a predicted model, not a curated record
UCUACACAGAGAUCAGGAAUGGCCAUCCAAUGGGUACAGCGUCUUUGAUGGAGGUGCCUCUCAGCUUGGACAUGCUGACCACUGGGCAAUUUGACGGACAAGCAAGCUUUGAUGUGGACAUCGGUAACCUUAAAGUGAACACUAAGUACAGAGUCACUGUCGGAGCGUAUGGUUGGGCAGGGGAGGGUAGACCCAGCAUGCCCAGAGACAUCGGCACUGCUUCACAUGACAUGUGUAUGCCCCCGUCACCCCCCACUCAGCCUGUUGUCAAGGCUGUAUCUGACACAGAGCUGGCGUUGUCAUGGCAGACAGGAGAGAGUGAGGGAAGCGCACCUGUCCUUCACUUCCUGGUGGCUUACAUCAGGCCAGAAAUGGACACAGAGUGGACAUAUAUCCGUGAGCCCAUUGAGACUAACUCCAUGGUUUUGAAGGGGUUAUUACCGGAAACAGAGUACCAGUUUGUUGUCAGGGCGGCCAACGUGCACGGAGUUAGCCCACCCAGCCACAUCAACAACCCCGUGCGCACUGGUGCAUCAGAUGUUGGCAGUGGUGAUUAUGGACGUUACAUCACAGAUUCAAGGAACAAAGAUGAAGAUGGCUUCGACAUUGAUGACUCUGAUUAUGAUAUCUUUAUUGAGGAGUUGAAGCCAUUCCCAGGUAUUAAUCAGGAUAACAGGAAGUCCCAGCUUCGUUCACGCCCUGAUCCGCCAUCUGGUCGGAAUGUUGUUUACCGUAUGAACACCGUCGCUCCUCUCAACGUUACUGCCCCUCCAGCUUCCUCCACCACCUCAUCCAUCUUCCCAGAUUUCACAGAUCUGGUUUUCUCACCUACCUCAGAGCCCAGUAUCAUUAUUGACACCACAACUACUGCCCCACUUACCACUUCCGGCAUCACUUUGCCCACCACCACUACCACCCCAACCAUGUCCCCCUGGAAAGGUGAGGUGCCUCGUGUGUACGACCUGACCUGCGAUGAUACUGUGUGCCCACCUGACAGCUUCUGUCUCAGCGAUUAUGAUGGUGGAGGCUCACGCUGCCACUGUAACCUCGGACGGAGAGGGGACACUUGCUCUGAGGUGGUAUCAGUGAACUUUCCGAGGUUCUUUGGCUACUCUCACAUGACCUUUGAACCCUUGAAGAACUCUUACCAGACCUUUCAGAUCACUUUGGAGUUCAAGGCAGACUCUGAGGAUGGCUUGUUGCUAUACUGUGGAGAGAAUGAACACGGCCGUGGAGACUUUACUUCUUUGGCUCUGGUGCGAGGCAAGCUGCACUACAGGUUUAACUGUGGUACCGGAGCUGCUCAAAUAGUCAGUGAGAGUCACAUUGUUGUCGGUCAGUGGCACACAGUCACUGUCUUCAGAGAUGGAAUGAGUGGCUGGCUGCGUAUGGACAAUGACACCCCAAUAUCUGGGCGCUCACAGGGCCAGUACACUAAGAUCACUUUCCGCUCCCCGCUGUAUGUGGGUGGAUCACCGAGUGCUUAUUGGCUGGUCAGGGCGACAGGGACAAAUCGUGGUUUUCUUGGCUGCAUUCAGAGUCUGACCAUCAACAACAAGGCAACAGACAUCAGACCCUGGCCUCUGGGCAGAGCUCUGAGUGGAGCUGAUAUAGGUGAGUGCAGCGACAGCGUAUGUGACCUGAUCAGCUGUUCCAGUGGUGGUGUCUGCUUUGCAAACCGCGCCGAUGGCUACAUCUGCCUGUGCCCGCUCGGCUUCAGGGGAGCACUUUGUGAAGAGACUUUCUCACUGUUCUCACCUCUCUUCAAUGAGACAGUGUUUUCAUAUGCUGUCAUCCGGUGGCCUCAGUCCUCGCAGAGUUAUCUGUCCUUUAUGGAGUUUGAGCUGACGUUUCAGCCGUCGAUGCCCGACGGGACACUGCUGUACAGUGAGGACACAGGCAGCGGAGACUUCUUGGCUAUCAACCUGGUGGACAGAUAUGUAGAGUUCAGAUUUGACUGCGGCUCUGGAGGAGCUACAAUAAGGAGUGAAGAGCAGAUCAGUCUGGACACAUGGCAUGAGCUGAGGGUGUCUCGUACAGCAAAGAGUGGUAUCCUUCAGGUGGACAGCCAGAGGCCAAUGGAAGGAAUUGCUGAGGGAGCUUUUACUCAGAUAAACUGCAGUUCACCUCUUUAUGUUGGCGGAGUACCAGAAUACGAUAAAACCAAGAGGACAGCAGGUGUGAUAAAGCCCUUCACUGGAAUUAUUCAGAAGCUGAUACUCAAUGACCGCACCAUCCCGAUAACAACUGGCUCAGCUGGUGGAGUUAAUGUAGCAAAUUCAGCUCACCCAUGUGUGGAAAGUCCCUGUGCCAACGGAGGGACCUGCAGGCCAAAGUGGGACAGUUACGAAUGUGACUGCCCUCUAGGCUACGAUGGGAGGCACUGCCAGAAAGAGUGUGGGAAUUACUGUUUGAACACUGUGACUGAAGCCAUUGAGAUUCCGCAGUUUAUUGGCCGAAGUUACCUGACAUAUGACAACAGAGAUAUCCUGAAAAGGGUGUCUGGGUCCAGGACAAACCUUUUCAUGCGUUUUAAGAGCACAGCCAAGGAUGGCCUAUUGCUAUGGCGAGGAGACAGUCCAAUGAGACCCAACAGUGACUUCCUGUCGAUGGGGCUUCAGGAUGGAGCACUAAUCUUCAGUUAUAACCUGGGCAGCGGUGCGGCUAACAUUGCUGUCAACGGGACCUUUACCGAUGGAAAGUGGCACAGAGUCAAAGCUGUGAGAGAUGGACAGUCAGGAAAGCUGACAGUGGAUGACUAUGGAGCAAAAACAGGCAGGGCACCUGGAAAGAUGAGACAACUCAAUAUCAAUGGACCCUUAUAUGUCGGUGGCAUGAAAGAGAUAGCUCUUCACACAAACAGACAGUACAUUGGAGGCUUGGUGGGCUGCGUGUCCCACUUCACACUCUCCACUGAUUAUCACUUAGCACUGGUGGAGGAUGCUGCUGAUGGCAAGAACAUUAACACCUGCUCCAACUAGAAAAUUGCUUCAAUACAUGAAGGUCCCUGUUCAGCAACAUUUUCAACUGGAGCGAACACCUCA